Cucurbitaria berberidis CBS 394.84 is the source of this 1440-nucleotide messenger RNA. RefSeq lists its product as uncharacterized. Gene Ontology annotation, molecular function: calcium:proton antiporter activity. Gene Ontology annotation, biological process: intracellular calcium ion homeostasis; calcium ion transmembrane transport. Bases 1 to 1440 code for a protein of 479 amino acids. NCBI's taxonomy places the organism in Eukaryota, Fungi, Ascomycota, Dothideomycetes, Pleosporales, Cucurbitariaceae. The record is from RefSeq and is a predicted model, not a curated record. Gene Ontology annotation, cellular component: fungal-type vacuole membrane. The transcript has 3 exons.
AUGGCACAUUCCCGAACCUCACGAGAGUAUCCCAAUGGCCGAUCUUCACGAGAUCGAAGGUCAUCGCGAGAGUAUACGACCGAGAAGACCUCACGCACCGCUCCAGCGCACGACUCGAUGCGUCGACGGGAGAAACCCCGCGAGGCUCUUCCGCAAUACAACCACAAUGGACACACAGUAACAAAGGGCAUCCACCCAGAGGGCGAGAGCGGCAGGAGAGGCUUCAACCCGGUCAAAUUUCUUGUCAUCUGCGGUAGGAGCAGCAGCACGCUUUCGAUGAUGGUCAACCUGUUGUGGCCUGUGGUCCCUGUUGCCAUUGCACUGCACUUCGCACGCCCAGAGUGGCACCUCCCCAUCUUCAUUACCAACUACGUCGCCAUGAUACCCGCAGCCAACAUGCUAGGGUUCGCUGGGCAGGAGCUUUCGCGCAAGAUGCCCCAGAAGGCCUUUGCGGUUGUCCUUGAGACGACGUUUGGUUCUGUUGUCGAGAUCAUUCUGUUCAUGACGCUGCUCAAGACGUCUGUUGCAGACUCGAACGUCCAAGUCAUCAAAGCUGCCAUCUUAGGUUCGAUCCUGGCCAACAUACUGCUUUGUCUGGGAUCCUGCUUUGUGGCCGGUGGCAUCAAGCACGAUGUACAAGAGUUCCACUCGGCCGUGUCGGAGAACGGCAGUGGCUUGAUGAUUGUCGCCUCCAUGGCUCUGGUCCUUCCCGCCGUCUUUUACAAAUACCUCAAGAAUAACCCGGACUAUAUUGCCGACACCGCUCUGAUCAAAUACAACACCAUCAAAAUCUCACGCGGUGUGGCCAUCAUCUCAAUCGUUGGCUAUCUCAUCUACGUGGCGUACCAGACCAUUUCCCACGAUGGCUUGUUCCAUGAGAUCUACGAAGCCGAUGAUCACAAGGACAAGGACCGCCACGAGGAACUUGCGAAGCCGAAGCUCACUCUGACUGAAGUCAUUGUGGCCCUGAUCAUAUCUUUGGCUUGCGUCUCCUUGAUCGCCAUCUUUCUCGUGCUCGAGAUUCCGCAUAUUGUCGAACGGGGUGUCAGCGAUGCCUUUAUUGGUCUCAUCCUGAUUCCUCUCGUCGAGAAACUCGCCGAACAUCUCCUCGCCAUUGACGAAGCCUACGACAACCAGAUCAACAUGGCGCUCGCCCAUGUUCUGGGUGCGUCGAUUCAAACUGCCAUGCUCAACGCUCCCCUUGUCGUACUUGUCGGCUGGGGUCUCGGCAUCGGUAUGGACUAUAACUUCGCCAUGUUCGAUGCCGUUGCACUUGUCCUUGCCGUCCUUGCGGUGGGCUCCUUCUUGCGCGAUAAGAAGUCCAACUACCUCGAAGGCGUGCUGUGCAUCAUGACGUACAUCAUCAUUGCCAUUUGUGCCUUCUACUUCCCGAUACCUGCGAGUCACGGCGCAGCUAAAGGUGCGGGGGGUGGUCAUUGA